AUGGGCGGCGUUGCAGCGGUAACCAUUGACGACAUCCCCGACAACUGCUUGGCUUGCAUUUUCCAGUUAUUUCCCCCCGCCGACCAGAAGAAGUUGUCCCUCGUUUGUCGCCGCUGGCUCAAGGUUGAAGGACAUACCCAUCACCGUCUCUGCCUCACCCUUCCUUACUCAUCAGUCCUUGCAUCUAUUUUUUCUCGUUUCAACUCCGUCACCGACCUCACUCUCCAAUGCCCUAAUCUCAUGAGCAUGUGCGACGGAAAUCUAGUCGUCAUUUCAGACCUCUGCCCUAAUCUCAUUCGCCUCCAAAUCACCAAGUGCUCCUAUCUCUCCUACGCUGGCUUGGAGGUCUUAGCCAGGAGUUGCGAGCGUUUAAAAAGUUUCUCUUGUACAUCUUGCACUUUUGGACCCAACUCCAUUGACGCACUUAUACAUCAUUGCACUACUCUCGAACAACUCUCCAUCGAGUAUUCUACUGUCACAACCCACGGAGCUCAAUUCCUAAAUUUCUAUCCUUUGAUUCGCGCCAAGAAUUUGACUACUGUGAAGAUUGUUCAGUGCUCUGUUGAGGAGUACUGGGAUAUGUUUUUUCAUUCGUUGGCGAGCCAGGUUACGAGCUUGCUGGAAGUCCACCUCGAUGGGUGCGGAGUUAGCGAUAAUGGUUUGAGAGCGAUUUCAAAAUUACCAAAUUUAGAAACUCUGCAUCUGGUGAAGACCCAUAAGUGCACCCACGCAGGACUGGUUGCAGUUGCGGAGGGAUGCAACAAGAGUUUAAGAAAACUUUGUAUUAAUGUGUCAGAUUGGAAGGGCACCAACAAAAUAGGUGACAAAGGUUUGAUAGCGUUUGCUAAGUGUUGUAGUAAUCUUCAAGAAUUGGUUCUCAUUGGUAUGAAUCCAAGCAAAGCGAGUUUGAAAAUUUUGGCAUCCAAUUGCCAGAGUCUAGAGCAUUUGGGGUUGUGGGGAAGCAAUAAGUUUGGCGACACUGAGAUAUGCUGCAUUGCUGGAAAAUGUGUGGCGUUGAAGGAACUCCACAUCGAGCGUUGCCCACGUGUUUAUGAUCGUGACAUCAAGACGUUGGCUGCUAAGUGUCCCAAUUUGGUGAGAGUGAAGGUUUUCGAAUGUAAAUGGGUCACUGAAAGGGAUGAGUACGUGCGCUACCACCGCCGUUUAGUACAUGUGACUUGCAAGCCACGUACUGCAUGUCGAUCACCCUUGUAG
Molecule: messenger RNA, 1215 nt
Organism: Glycine soja
Lineage: Eukaryota; Viridiplantae; Streptophyta; Magnoliopsida; Fabales; Fabaceae
Product: F-box protein SKIP2-like
Exons: 1
Coding region: 1-1215 (404 amino acids)
Biological process (GO): SCF-dependent proteasomal ubiquitin-dependent protein catabolic process
Cellular component (GO): SCF ubiquitin ligase complex
Molecular function (GO): protein binding
Source: RefSeq, a predicted model, not a curated record